Molecule: messenger RNA, 2232 nt
Organism: Trichoderma citrinoviride
Lineage: Eukaryota; Fungi; Ascomycota; Sordariomycetes; Hypocreales; Hypocreaceae
Product: SDA1-domain-containing protein
Exons: 3
Coding region: 1-2232 (743 amino acids)
Biological process (GO): ribosomal large subunit biogenesis; ribosomal large subunit export from nucleus
Cellular component (GO): nucleolus
Source: RefSeq, a predicted model, not a curated record
AUGGUAAAAAGAAAGGUUGCGGCGCUCGAGAAGAUCGAUGCAGACUUCGCGAGUCUUCAGUACAAAAUCCGUCGGGAUCCAAAAUCCUACAAGGACGACUUCCUGAAGCAGUGGGAGCAGUAUGAAGCCCAGCGCGAAAUCUUCUUCACAUCGCCGACGACGGCCGCGGCCGACACGGUGGAGUCCUUCCACAACAUGAUCGACCUCAUCGCGCACGUCGCCGACUGCUACCCGGACGAGACGCGGACGUUCCCGGACGACCUCAAGGCCAUCGUGUCGCAGAACCACGAGACGCUGCACCCGGAGCUGCGGGACAAGGUCGUGGGCAGCCUGGUGCUGCUGCGGCGCAAGGAGGUCAUCGACUCGACCAGCCUGCUGACGACGCUGUUCCCCAUCCUCGUGUCCUCGCGCAGCAAGUCCAUGCGCGAGAUGCUCUUCCAGAAGAUCCUCAGCGACAUGCGCAACUCCAACUCAAAGUCCACCAACCACCCGCUCAACAGGACGAUCCAGGCCGUGCUGUACAACCUCGUCACGGCGGACCGCGCUUCGCCGAGGGCCAUCUGGGCCAUCAAGCUGACGCGCGAGCUGUGGAAGCGACAGGUGUGGACGGAUGCGAAGCCGGUCGACGUCAUGAAGGAGGCUUGUCUGGCCGACAACGAAAAGGUCAUUGUCGGAGCCACGCGGUUCUUCCUGGGCGGCGACAAGGAGCGCGAGGAGCUCGAGGACGAGAGCAGCGACGAGGAGAUUGACCUGGCCAAGGUGAAGCACCAGAUCACCAUCAACAAGAAGUCGAGGAAACAGAAGGAGGCAUACAGAAAGGCAGUCGACAAGGUCAAGAAGCAGGAGAAGAAAAAGUCAAAACCUCACCCGCUCAACUUUUCGGCCCUACACUUGCUACACGAUCCUCAAGAGUUUGCCGAACAGCUGUUUACGAAGCACCUGCAGGGGACGAAGAACAAGCUUUCGCUAGAUACAAAGCUGCUGGUCUUGCAGCUCGUCACCCGAUUAGUCGGCCUACACAAGCUGACGAUUGUGCCGCUGUACUCGUGGUUCAUCAAAUACCUCACACCCAAGCAGCAGUCCGUCACGUCCAUCCUCGCGUCACUGGCGCAGGGCGUGCACAACCUGGUGCCCCCUGAUGCCCUGGAGCCCCUGAUCCAAAAGAUUGCCAACGAGUUCGUCUCCGAGGCGUCGGCCUCCGAAGUUGCCGCCGUGGGCCUCAACGCCAUCCGCGAGAUAUGCGCUCGCCAGUCGCUGGCCAUGACGGAAACGCUGCUGCAGGACCUGGUCCAGUACCGCAAGAGCAAAGACAAGGGCGUCAUGAUGGCCGCAAAGGGCCUCUUGUCCCUCUACCGCGAAGUCGGCGCCGAGAUGCUCAAGAAGAGAGACCGCGGCAAAGACGCCACCAUGGGCCUGAGCUCCGGCCUCAUGAAGCAGCGCAAGUUUGGCGAGGAGGAAAUCGGCGGCAUCGAGGGCCUCGACCUCCUCGCCAAGUGGAAGGAAGAGCAGAGGGAGAGGAAGCGCGCCGAGAAGGGCAGCGAUGCCUCUGACAACGAGAAGGAUGCAGAUGAGGACGGAUACAAGUCCGACGAGUGGGAGGUUGAUUCAGACGACAGCAGCGACUCAGGGGAAUGGAUCAACGUCGAGCAUUCCUCGGAUGAGGACGAACCUGCGCCCAAGAAGCGCAAGGGAGAAAACGACGACGAGGACGACGACGAGAAAGACAACGCAGAAGACGAAGCCGCCGAGCUCGCACGCAUGACCAAGCUCGCCACCACCACCAUCCUCACGCCCGCCGACCUCGCCAAGCUGCAAGAACUCCGCGCCGCCGCCUCGGUCCAAAAGGCAAUGGGCGCGCGCGCCCGCAAGCGCCAGGCCGACGCCGACAAGCACAACAACGGCGCGACGCACCAGGACGACGGCCUGACGGCGGAGAACAUCGAGGCGCCGAUCCGCCUGCGCAAGCUCACAAAGGAGGAAAAGGUGGCGCUGGCCAAGGAGGGCAAGCCGGACCGCGACGAGCACAAGAGCACGCAGGCGAUCCGCAAGUCCAAGAAGGACGCCGCGGGCAAGAGCACGAGCAACCGGGAGAAGCAGCGCAAGAAGAACUUCUUGAUGACGCUGGGCAAGGCCAAGAGCAAGCAGAAGAGGAGCCUGGUCGAGACGAGGAAGGUGUUGAGGGGGCAUGUGGAGAGGAGUACGAGGGGUGGGCGGAGGAGGAACGGUACAUAG